Molecule: messenger RNA, 1303 nt
Organism: Trifolium pratense (red clover)
Lineage: Eukaryota; Viridiplantae; Streptophyta; Magnoliopsida; Fabales; Fabaceae
Exons: 5
Coding region: 280-1059 (259 amino acids)
Molecular function (GO): ubiquitin binding
Source: RefSeq, a predicted model, not a curated record
CUUUCUAUUCAUUCAUCCCCCAAAACUUGUUUUCUUUUCUUCCGAAGAAAAACAAUAUAAUAUAAUAUAAUAUAAUAUUAUAUUAUUAUUCAUAUUCAUCAUAUAUAUACUUUCUCACACGCCAUCAACACAACAACAACCCUAUCUCUUAAAUUUUCCGAUUCAAUUUCUCAUUUUUGGGGAAGAACAACCAAAUACAGAAAAUAAAACUACAACAACAAGAAGAAGAAAAUUGGAAAAUAAUAAUAAAAAAAAAACGCAACGACGCAGUUUUGAACGAUGUCUGCUGCGGUGUGCGGAAGCAAGAGAUCUUUCUUCGAAGACCUUCCUCCAUCACCACCUGUUUCUUCUAAGAGGCUUCGUUGUUCUUCUUCACCAAUUCGUCUUUCUCUUCCAUCUCUUAUUGAUCAUCUUCAAUCUCUUUUUCCACAUAUGGAAGAUCAGAUUAUUGAAAGAGCGUUGCAGGAAUGUGGUAAUGAUUUAGAUGCUGCUAUUAAGAGCUUGCACGGGCUUUGUUUAGGAUCUGCUGAUGAAAAUUCUGUAGUUGCUCCUAAUUCGGAUGCUGCUGUCGAAACAGGUGUAUUUGAAGGUAAUGGGGAUGCUUCUGCAUCUGGGAAUCAGGCAGCUGAAAACAAUCUUCCAGCCGAUGGACCUGAAUGGAUUGACUUGUUUGUUAGGGAAAUGUCGUGUGCUACUAGUGUUGAUGAUGCAAGAGCCCGUGCUGCUAAAUUGCUUGAGGUUUUGGAGAAAUCGAUCAGCUCGAAUGUGAGUUCUGGGGCAAUGACUGAUCUUCAAAGGGAAAAUUUGAUGUUGAAAUAUCAAGUUGAAGUCUUGACCAAGGAAAGAAAUUGUUUCAAAAGUGCUUUUAGAAUCCAGCUUGAACGCCUUUCUGAUUAUGAGGAUAAAGACCGAGAGUUGCAGCAGUUGAAGCAGUUGGUGUCUCAAUACCAGGAACAGAUCAGAACUCUUGAGGUUAACAACUAUGCUUUGCGAAUGCAUCUGAAUCAGGCACAAAAAUACAACCCUUUUCCUGGGGGUUUCCCACCUGAUGCCUUCUAAUGCAAUCAGCGGGUAGAGUAUAACAAUCAAGGCAGUUAAAUAGCUGUAUCCGGUUAAUUUAUAUCCGGUGUUUUAUUUUUCCAAAAGAAGUAUGUAUUGUUAUUUAUUGUUACAGUUUGUGUAGCUCCUGUAGGCCAAGGAAAAGUAGCUAUUCCUAGUUCAGGGGUGAAUCUAUCUUAUCAACAUGGAAUAGAACGGAAAAUAAUUAUUCUUAAGUUAAUUCAAUUAUUUAUUCCUCACCGAA